Molecule: messenger RNA, 1669 nt
Organism: Hypanus sabinus (Atlantic stingray)
Lineage: Eukaryota; Metazoa; Chordata; Chondrichthyes; Myliobatiformes; Dasyatidae
Product: glial fibrillary acidic protein-like
Exons: 2
Coding region: 1-1287 (428 amino acids)
Source: RefSeq, a predicted model, not a curated record
AUGUGGCCAGAGCUGUCAGAACCGCAUCCUGCAAUCCUGGAGUCAACACCUACAACCACUACAGAGAAGGCCCCAGAAUCUGAGAUUGUUUCACAGCCACAAGUCCUCAUUUGCCAAGCAGAGACAUGGCCCACAUUAAUACUUGACUGUGAUGAUAUUUCUGAUCAUUUGCAGUCCAAUUGGACUGAAAGUAGAUGCCUAUCAACCUCGAUCCCAGAGAAAGGGCGGCAGGCCCCUUCACCCCCACUAGACUUGCACCAGUCCUGCCAGCGGGCCGUCGUCUCGUACCCCGACCGGACUGGCGAACAGUUGGAGAAGGAGCUCCACGAUGGCCUUGAGGAGGUCAAGGAGCACUUCAAGGACCUCAAUGACCGCUUCACAAAGUACAUCAACAGCACUGUCCUCUGCCGCAACAAGCAGUUGCUGGCCGAGCUCAGCAAUGCUGAAAAGGACGAACCCGGCUGCUCCGAGGCCAUCUUCCAGAAGGUGAGGAACGACCUCAAGUGUCGGCUGGAAGAGCAGCAGAAGGAGCUCAGCUGCCUCAAGGCACACAAAGAAAAAUACAAAAAAAGAUUAGAAAAAGAAAUUCAAUUCAGAAAGGAAGCUGAAAAAGAUUAUGAAGAUUUAAGAAAGAAAACUGAUGAAACCAAUGUUGCGGUGGAUAAACUUCAAUGUAAGGUUAAGUUUAUGGAAAUACAGUUAUCUCAGUUAGAAGACAUACGUGAUCAGGAACGCAUUUAUUGGCCGAAGAAGGUAGAGCACAUACAAAGCCUUGAACAGAGAGACACACACAAGGCGGAUGUAGAACAAGCUCUUAAAGAGAUUCAUGCUGAACAUGAACAGCUUGCUAAGAGAAAUAAAGAGAAUAUGGACAAAUAUAAACAAAAGUUUGAGGAGGCCAGCACCAGGGCACUAGAGAAUGCCAAGAAGGAACUGGAAUGCUAUCAUAAAGAAAUGAAUGAGUUAAAGUUAAAAGAUGAACAAAUGAAGAACUCGCUGUUAGAAAAGGACAAAGAUAUAUUCAGACAGAGAGAAUGCAGUAAGGUAUUGGAGAAAAGGAUUGUCCAUCACACAAACAAGUAUCAGGAACUAUUAAAUGUAAAGACGCAGCUUGAACAAGAGAUUGCCACUCACAAAAAUGUACUGGGUCAAGUAGAACGGAAAGCAAGGGAUUACUCAUCUCAGCCAGCAAUAACUAAAAAAGAAGAGGCAAGAGAUACGAAUGACACCUGUGUAAUAACUUCAUCUGAUGAAGACAAGGAAUCUGAGGAGAAUGAAGAUUUGUAAGCCAUGGAUCAAGACUAAAGCUGGUCUGUUGAAAACAAAAUGACUGCAGAUCUGAGUCCCAUCUACUCAGUGUUCUCACCUAUAAGAAGAGAUCGAAACCUUAAACGUGUCACCAAAAAAAUUGACAUUAAUUCAGUAAAUGUGACUGAAAGAUCACUAAUUCUGCUUGUUUCACACAUGGAUUAUCUGGGAAAUAAAAUUUAAUGGAAUUAAAUUUUUUUUUUAAAAAAAGAAAGUGAGUCCAUACAUCAUAGAAUCAUUUCAGAGUAGUGGUGAAUGAAUACAUUUUGUUUCAGGAGCUUGAAGUUUGUAGGGUAAUUACUGUUCCUAAAUCUGGUGGUCUGAGAGCCAAGGCUUCUGUACCUCCUGCCUGAUGGUAGUA